UCCCGCCUCUCCGUUCCUCUCCUCACCGGCUCCCCCCAGCUCCGCAUACACCCACCGCUCAUCGCUCUUCUUAGUUUCUCCCACCAACCACCGGCAGCCUCCCUCCACCCCCCUCCGCAGCAGUGUCCUCAGAAGACUCAUUGAGCAAAAGGGGCCAGGCCAUUCCAGCCUCUGGGCAAGGAGCUGCCCAGGCACUGGUGGGCAGGACUGUCACUCAGUGCCAGCUGCCUUAGACAUAGGCUCCCUGGAGAGAGGUGGGCGGGGCUCCUCCUCAACACCCUCCUGUGUCUAACUCAAAGUCUGUGAGUCACUGACUGCACAACCCAUCAAUCCUAUUAAAUGCCUUGUGCAGGCUGGCUGGCAGGCGGUGUGGCCGCCGCCGCCGCCGCUGCUCCCUGAACACGGGCUCCUCCUGCUUCUGUUACCUCAGCCUUCCUCCCUGUGCACCGGCUGCUCCUGCUGGUGUCGCCUCCUCUCUCGCUUUGCUGAUACAUGGCUAGGUGGUUGUACUUGUUACAGUGUCACAUCCUUCUUUAGAGCUGCAGCGCCAACUUCCCUCCCAGAUAGUCUCCCUCUUUGGCAGAGAGACUACUGCAAAGUGAUGGGAUAGAGGAGCAAAAGCCACUUCAGUACCUGGGGCUCCUGUAUUUUAUUCAUUCUCAGCCUGGAUCCCCACCCCCUUACUCGUCUUCAUACCACACCCCUUCCCCCCUUUAAGUCCCUUCUUGCCUUGCUUCUUUUACGUGGUUGUUCUCCCCCCCACUCCUCCCCCCUUUCCCCUUUAGUUUAUUCUUCCCUUUUCUCCGUGUCUUAUGAAUCUGGAUUGUUGAAUUCUUCUGGAAAGGAUAUAUGUUGGGGAAAGGAGGAAAACGGAAGUUUGAUGAGCAUGAAGAUGGGCUGGAAGGCAAAGUGGUGUCUCCUACUGAUGGUCCAUCUAAGGUGUCUUACACCUUACAGCGCCAGACUAUCUUCAACAUUUCCCUUAUGAAACUUUACAACCACAGGCCAUUAACUGAGCCAAGCCUGCAAAAGACAGUUCUAAUUAACAACAUGCUGAGACGAAUCCAGGAGGAACUCAAACAGGAAGGCAGCUUGAGGCCUGUGUUCAUUACCACUUCACCACCGACAGAUCCUCUUGGAGACAACUUCCGAGAGGCCCAACCUGCCUUUAGCCAUCUGGCCUCUCCGCCAGUCCACCCCACGGACUCAGCAAGCACUACACCUUUGGAGUCUUGCCUCACCCCUGCCUCUCUGCUUGAGGAUGAUACUUUUUGCACUUCCCAUACUAUGCCACAAGAUGGUCCUACAAAACUACCACCUCCAACUAUCCAACCAGUAAAGGACAGUUUCUCCUCUGCCUUGGACGAAAUUGAGGAGCUCUGUCCAACACCUACCUCCACUGAGGCAGUAGUAGCUGCAGCAACAGCAGAAACAACGGCAUCAGACAACUCUAAGGAGAACUCCAGUGCAGCCAGCAGUCAGAAGCCUGAUGGAGUCCAGGAGAACCGAAUAAAUGAACCUAAACUCAUGGACUCUUUACCUGGUAAUUUUGAGAUCACCACAUCUACAGGUUUCCUUACAGACUUGACCUUGGAUGAUAUUCUCUUUGCUGACAUUGAUACUUCAAUGUAUGAUUUCGACCCUUGCACAUCUGCUACUGGGGCUGCCUCAAAAAUGGCUCCUGUUUCUGCAGAUGACCUCCUAAAAACUCUUGCACCCUAUAGCAGCCAACCAGUAACCCCCAAUCAGCCUUUCAAAAUGGACCUUACAGAACUGGAUCAUAUAAUGGAGGUGCUCGUUGGGUCUUAAAAAAAUUAUAGCAAAUUUUUAAUGUACCAGUAUAAACACUUGGUAGUAUUUUCAAAACCUGUUCCCUCCUUCCAAAUACACACACACACACACACACACACACACACACACACACAGAGUUACUCACACAACACAUACAAGUGGAGCACCAUGCAUGCGUCUUUGCUUGUCUUUUUUUUUUUUUUAAUUUAAAGAAAAGGAUCACACUAGUUUUUGCUUCAAGCAGAGUCGGAGUGCCUUCAUCCAUGUAUGACCACUUUUAAUGUAUUUUUAAAAGUGGUUCCUCAAGGGAGAUCUGAAAUCCUGAUAUAGGGAAAAAUGCAUAUGGUAGACAAUAUUAAGAUGUUUGACAAAAAUUGAAUUGUAAAAGCUAAGCACAAGGAUUAUGUUGGGGAAAAGCUGUAAAUUGCAUGUGCAUAUUUGUCUAUUUUUUCUAUAAGUUUUAUUGCAAGAGUUUAAAAUAUUAUUUAGAUAAUCGCAGUAUCUUUUUGGCAUUUUAGCCCUGUCUAGGUUGACUUAGUAAUUCAGCCUUUUUAGAGGUAUUAACUGUUCCUCUUUAAAUGUUGCAUUUACAUGGCUCUUUAGAAACUGCUACCCAAAUUUAUUUUAUAUUUUUGUACAGAUUCUGCAAUUUAUGAUAUUGGGGUCUUUUCUUAAAAAAACAAACUAAAAAACAAAAAACAAAAAGAGGAAAACAAAAACAAAAUGCUGUUUAUACACACUCAAAAAAGGAAAUAGCUAUUUUGGUAGGAUUUGCUCACCUUGUUCCUGCAUACACCUUCUGAUGUACAAGAACUGCUUGUAGUUUUAUACAGACUUGUAGUGUUUUAUAUGCUUAUAUGGUGCAAAGAGAAAAUUGGAUCAAAUCAAUCUGCAGUUGGCCUCCCUGAAUCCAGACACAUAUGCUUGAAGGAAAAGGCCAAGGGCGCUUCCCUUAAAAGUUUCACAAAUAUUUGCUCCCUGCUGCGUACUACUGUGAUUAACAAAAACCUUAGAGCCAUGUAUAUCUCAACACUGAUGUCAAACAGUUGGCAGGAAAUAGCUGUGAAACUUCAUUCUGAUUAAACUCCCUUCUUCUCCUCUCUCUGCUCCCCACCAAAACACAAAGAUCGAGGCUAUUGAAAUGAGGAGCGGGGGGGGGGGGGGGCAAGAUCUUGAUCUCGGCAGUCUUUUUCAUUUUGAUCAAUAGUCAAUAGCCACACUCCAGCCCAGAGUUUAAGCCCACUGAAGUCAAUGGACGCAAGUGUGCAUAACUGUGUUGGAUUGUAGCCAUUGUACUUGUGUCUAGUUUUAGAACAUUAUGACUUUCUAAGCGGUAAUCGUUUUUAAAUGGAAACAUGCCUACAAUGAGUCUAACAUUUUUUUUUGUUUUUUUAAAGAAAAUAUUUCUUUUUGGCUGCAUAUUCACUACACUUACUUGAAAGUAAGUUGCACUGAAGUCAGUGGAACUUCCUUCCAAGGAAAUGUGUAUCGUACGGGGGUGGGGAUAUCUUUCUUGUCGUGUAAUUUAUAAUAUACCACAUGCCUUUGAAUCAGUCUUAUGACUCCCGUUGCCCUUUCUUGGAACAUACUGCUCUUCACUGUGUUGACAAAGUGGUGGCGGGUGGGAAAGGCAACUUCAGUAUUACUGCAGUGAAAUCAUCUCUUACGGGCACUGGAUGGACUCAUUUAAGGAUCCAUUGCUGUCAGAACUGGAGCCAGUCACGUUACAAAUGCUUGGCCUCUUCUCUAGGGUUCAUUUCUUGAAUCAACUGCAUUAUCUGCUUUACACUUUAUAUGGCCUGUUUUAUGAUGUAUAGACAAAUGCAACUCUCUAUGCAUGUUUCCUCCCCCGCCCACCCAAAGUCUCCUCAUUACUGCACCUGUUGCCAUUUUUUUCUUCUGUAUUCAUUGUGAUGUACAUUUAUUUUAAAGAAAACUUGCAAUGUUAUCAUGCCUGUUGCUGAAAUUGCUAUGGCAUAUUACUUUUAAAAUGGUACUUAAUUAAGUGCAGGAUACAAACUAUAUUGUUGAUAUACAUAUGGCUUCUUUAGGAAUAACUUUUAUAUUUAUUUAACAAAUUUUAAAUUAUGUUUUAUGUAAUUUGGCAAUACUCAGUCAGUUCUGCUCACUUCUUGUCAUGGAUGAAAAAUUGGGUCUUGUCUGCCUUUAAGAAGGCAGCUUUAUAAAACUGGCACUUUAGAACAGGCCAUAUAUAUAUUUAUUUAAAAUACAUAUAAUGUAUUACAUAUGAUGCACGCCACACACAGCUUCACAUCCCACUACAGACUAAUGGCAAUUAGAGGAUUGCUUGUCAAACUAAAUAUAUUAUGCAUAAUUAUCAAUUAAAUCAAUUUAGUAUCUUGAAAAGUUUCUCACUAAAAUAACUGCUCGAAUUUGAUUGUCCUUGUAAAAGACACAUUUCCCCAUUACUUUUAAAAACAAACAAACUGGAGCAUUCAGAACUCUAACCACAAGUUGUACGAGCUAAUUUAGAUUGUUAGCUUCUUGGGGCAGGGACUUUAUCCUGCUUUGUUCCAUGGGAAAACGCCAUGUAUACUGAAAGUGCUGCAUAAAUGAUAGUUCUGAAAUAGCCUGUCACAGAAAGCCGUCUAGUGGCACAGCUCAGCCUUACAAAGAACACCACAAAAAUUACCAGCCCACAGAAAUUGUGACUAGCCCAUCCAUACCAGCGAUUAGUUGUUUAUGACACUGUGAUUUGAAAAGGGGAAACUUUAAAAAAAACAAAAACUUUUUCACUUUACAAAAGCUUCCCUAGCAGAUCAUUUGCAGGUGUUGCUUAUGUGCCCCAGGCAACCAGCUGAGUGGCUGUUUACAAGCUUUGGUACUGAUAUUUAAGAAUAGAGUGUAGUUACCUGCAGUGCCAGGUAACAUCAGGCUAUGGCACUGGCACAGCUCAGCAGGUAUGCUUCCUGAAAGACAUCUUUAGUGGUGCAAUCUCAGGGUCAGGCUAAUGUGCAUGUAACAACAAAGAUUGUUAAGGAAAAUGGCAGUGUAAAAACCAUAGGGUUUACCAGAGUUUAGAAUCUGAUAUUACACUAACUUAAAAAACAACUGGCCUCUUCUUUGGGUCUAGCUAAUUGUGUAUUUAAAUAAGUACCAUAUGUUGGGCAAGAGUUCAGAUGAAAGCCAUUUUUACAGCAAGUUGCUGUUUUUCAAAAGCUAGACUUUACUAUGUAAAAUAAAUCCACUUGAAACUUUGCAGCUGAACUCAGAGCCUUGAUAGAAGAUGAUUUGGGGUAAAUUUAUGCUAUAGAAACAGGCAGUUCAACCGACUACCCUGUAAAAAGAUGUACCCAAAUGACCAGUGCUUCUUAUUUUGCAUUGUAGUCUUUGGAAAUACCAAGUGAAAUACUUUUGCUCUUUGGCGGCCUCUUUCUCUCCCUAGUGUGGCCUCAUCUCUUGAAGGGUCAAAGUUUAACAGGCUAAGGUUUCUCCUCCCUUUCCCCCCUCCCCAACACAUGAAUACCAGGGGAUUUUUAUUGACACUGAUGUGCAAUGAAGUGACAAGAAGAGAGCAGAAUUAAAAAGAGCUUUUUGAAUUUGAAGUGAUUUUUUCCCAUUUUGUUUUUCAUAAGUUAUUUAUUCCUUUUAUUUUCCUCUGUAAAUAUAUUUAUUUUAUUGUGAAGCUAACAUCUGGAUUGUAACAUGUACAGAAUGUAUGGUAGGAAUGUAUUCUCUUGUAGGAAUGUAAAUCCAUACGAGAGGGGGAUGAAAGCUAGGUUUGGCAAUUAUUAAGUGGGUUCUAUUACAGUUGCACAUCAUUCAUAAAAUCUCUCUUCCCCCUUUCUCUACUGUGGGUAGAGCUGGUUGGGUAGAGUUAUGCAAAACAAAAGUUUAUAAACUUAGUUAUGGAAAAAAAAUCAUUUCAUAUUGUUGGUUAUGUUUUAAAAGGGCCAGAUCCUACUCCUAACAGCCAAGUACGGCCUUGGCUUUUGUGAGAGUUUAUCGCAUCAUCUCCAUUCCUUUUAAAACAAUCUAUUCUCACGCUGGUGGCUUGAGUUGGGUGAGUGUGCUAGGAAAGAAUAGUCAAAGGCCACUGAGUAGCUUUGCUGAUAUAACUGAAUACACACAGGGCAGGUGUCUCUUUCCAGGGAUUCACACAAGCAGAAUGGUACAAGAGUUUCCUAAAAUGGCAUAGCCCAUAGAGAUCAGGGCACUGCAGAAUGAGAGAGUAGGUUCCUGCUAGCUUGCAGAUCAUACAGUUCAGUUAUUAUGACAAAAUAUUCUUCGCUGCACAUGAGAGUAAACACCAUCUGCAUCUGAUCCUUACCCAUUAAAAACAAGAGGUUUGCCAUUUACUUCAGUAAGGUGUGGACUGCACGUUUGCUGAAUCCUCAUCCAAGUGUUUAAGGGUUGUUUUUUUAAGUGCUAAAUUCUGCUUCCAUUUUCAGACUUGAGUGUUGCUUUGGGAAAUCCACAUUGUUUAUGGCCAAGGAGUUAAAAUGGCAAGGGCAGCAGAAGAAGCCAUAAUCAGUUAACCAACUCAGAAUUGGUCUACAGCUUGCACAUAAAAGACAGCAAAAUUGUGUGCUUCAAAAAAUACUCAUUUAGAUGUGUUGCACCAUUAUUUGCACUUUUUAAAUGCUGUCUAGAAGCAAAGGUGCAAGUGUUUAUAGAACAUGAUUGAAAGUGGGCUAUCAAGAUUCAAGCAGACCUAUUGCUGACUGGCAAAUGUUUCCCUUAUAUGCACAUAUCUAGCCAUUGGUAUGUCCACAUAGGAGUGUGUCCAUCCUGCCUGGAUUGCCGCUUGUAACAACUCUAUGAGUCUGGAGGAUGCUGGAUGGCUUCCUGGAAUCAAUGUGCUGUACCUGUGCAUGACAGACAGAGGGAGGAAACCUAUGUGGACAAGAUGACAGGGGUUAUUUUGACCCUUCAAAUGGGACAAAAAGCUGGUUAGUGAGCAAAUCUACUCUCACAAAUCAAAUCUGAGCAUUUGUUUUCAGAGAAAUGUGCUCCAAAUGAGUUUUUGCUGCUCUUCAGAGGAAUUUGCAAGUGCAAGGGCUGACUGUAGACCAAAUUCUGGACUUCUUGAACUAAACAUAAAACUUUCCAUGGUCUUACAAAAGGAAGCUUUAAGCAAGGGUAAAGCAGUGCUGGUGAACACAGGAAACCCAUUAUUCUUUAGGCAUGUGUUUGUGCUCGUUUGAAACUCAGUACAUCAUUUCCACUUUUUAAAAGAGAAGUUGAUUGGCAGAAAGCGAAACGAAAAGACUGCGCCACAGGCUUCCCGAUUUAACAGUCGGAAUGCCCCAGGGUUCUUCCCAGGAGUCUGGACAAUUGUAGUUCUGCGUGGCAAGCCCUGCGAGAUCCUCCUAAAGAAUUCUCAGCAUCCUCUCUGAAAGACAUCCCCGGGUCUUGACUCCAGCCUUCCCUUGGCAGCCGGGAGUCAAGCCAGUAGAAGUGUGUGGUAGAGUAGAUGGACCCUAACUCUCUGUCCUGAAGAUUGGCAUUGCAUGUGCAUCAGGGCUCAGAGUGCUUCUCCCACGGUGAAGAACAAAUUACUUGUUCAAGAAAGGACAUUUCCUGGCCUGACUGUGAUUGUAGGUGUGCAGUCCUCCACUCUGCUUCCAUGUCUUUGAAUUGGGGUGAGCGUUUACAUGCCAUCCCAGAGACCCAGUGCAGUGCAGGUUUCCCUUCACUAUUACGUUGUGAUAUGAUAUUGCAAUAUCUUGCACAUACAAGAGGAUGGGGGAAGAUGGGCACACAGAAAUCCAUUUCUUUACAAAUUGCCCUUACUGGCUCUGGAUUGCUCAUGUUUACAGCGAGAUACAGAACAAGAUCUACCUUUUCAAACUGACCAGUGAGAGAAUAAAUUGUCGUUUGUGAUUUUCCUACUGUCUUAUAGAACCUGACUUGUGAAUCUGAAGUUUACAAUAUUAAACAAAAAGAGAGAGGAUAAAGAGCAAGUGUGAACAUCCUCCCCUGAGAAAUGGCUUAUUGGCUCUAGAAUGUAAUUCUGUCUCGUAAAACAAAAAACAAAAAAAACAGCAUCUUGCUUUUAUGAACGUUUCAGUGCUUAUAAUAUUAUGACUGAAUUUUAUUUUGGAAAUUUUAGCUCUUUUUAUAGCCUUUUGUUUUCAAUGUUAUGCUAAAAGAUAAUCCGAAUGCAAAUUUUGGAUUUUGUUUUAAUUUGAAAGGAAAAAAUGGAACACCUUGCAGAUGCGUCACAAUGUAGUCCAUGCUAGACACUCUAAAGGCAGAGAUUCUGGGGGGGAGAACAGGUGUAAAUAGUCUGACAUAUUCGGUGCAUGGUUGUUUAAACAGGGCUUGUUUUUGUCAAAAAGAAGGCUGUAUUUUCUCCUCCCUCCCCCUUCCUACCCCCUCAACCACAGACCUUAGAGCUGUGCCUUUUCUAUGCAAUAUUACAGACAUAUACAUCUGAAACCAGAUUACUGUAUUCACUUGUAGGUAUGGGCUGUAAUUAAAAAAAAAAACAGUUGGGCAAAUUACAUGGAAAUGAGCAGUCUUACUUUUGUAGUUUUAUAUUAUACAAUAAACAGUUUAAAAAGCA
Hemicordylus capensis (graceful crag lizard) is the source of this 8323-nucleotide messenger RNA. It is a transcript of the gene SERTAD2, whose product is annotated as SERTA domain containing 2. Gene Ontology annotation, cellular component: nucleus. NCBI's taxonomy places the organism in Eukaryota, Metazoa, Chordata, Lepidosauria, Squamata, Cordylidae. Gene Ontology annotation, molecular function: transcription regulator activity. The coding region runs from base 850 to 1809 and encodes 319 amino acids. The transcript is spliced from 2 exons. The record is from RefSeq and is a predicted model, not a curated record.